AUGAAAUUUAAUGCAUUUAUCUUGAUAAUUUGUACAGCUCCUCUUAUAAACUCAUCAUCUUUGGAUAUAAGAAACAGUUGCAAUUGUUCUCAAUUAAUCUAUUUUAAUGAUUGUAUAGCUGGUUGUUCAGAUUGCUCUUGGAAUUCCUACACUAAUUAAUGUAUUGAGAUAGCAUGUUCUGAUUUAGAAUUAUCAAAUCAUUGUCUAUUAUCAUCUUAAAGAUGCUAUUGGUUUAAUAAGAGGUGUAAAAAUUUCACAUCUUGUGAAGCUAUUCCAGGAAAAGAUCAAUCUGAAUGUAUUUCAGCUAAUCUCUAUUGUCCUGCUUCGAAUGGUAUUAAUUGUUUAUCAAUGGAAUACUAAGAGAAAUGUUCAGAUAUUAGAGAUCCAGAUAUUUGUAAUAACUAUUAUUCUUCAAAUGGUAAAUGUAUGUGGAAUGGUCAGAAUUGUAUCAUACUUAAAUCAUGUACUGAUUUAUGGACCAACUCAACUAAAUCCUGUUUGUAAAAUGGUUGUUAUUUCGAUUCCUUAUCCUAUUCAUGUAGAGAUAUGACAUGUUCUAGACAUGAAUUACAGUCUUCAUGUGAAUUGGGAGCACCAACAAUUGGUCCAUAUUUAAAUAAUAUUAUUCCAUGUAAAUGGGAUACUAAUAAUGGAAUGUGUAAAGAUGCCAAACCUGAAGACUAUAACGUUGAUUAAUGUUAUAGUUAUAGUGCUAGGACUUAUCAUUGGAGUAAUAGUAAGUCUAGUAAAGGAAAAUGUGUGCCUUGUAAAAGUUCCAUAUUUUCAUUUAUACUUGUAUCAGUGUUGACAAUUAUUAUUUGA
Messenger RNA from Paramecium pentaurelia, 822 nucleotides. The record is from the annotation of a GenBank genome assembly. NCBI's taxonomy places the organism in Eukaryota, Ciliophora, Oligohymenophorea, Peniculida, Parameciidae.